AUGGAGAGCCGCCGAGCGAAAAUUGGAGAGAUUCUCGUGACGCGUGCACCUGGCGGCAAGCUGCUGCUUACGUUUUUCUGGCACGGCCAACGCCUCAAUCUUGAGCGUUCGGAAGAAGAGCCUCUCGACCGCCUUCUUCAACGCCUGAGACUGUCGUGCAAAAAGGUGACGCAAAAGCGAGGAGCCGAGGAAGGGCGGAAGGGAAAAGCAGCGAGGAAACAGCGGAAGAAGGCCGAGGCGUCAUCGCCUGGAGCGCAAGCAACACCUGACCCUGGGCACACUGAAGAAAAGAAGGACACGCCGAUCGAGGAUUUACAGCAUGUCUACCUUCGCAGGAAAGACGGGACUGUGGCUCCAGGCGAUGAAGCGUGCGGCGUGGCCGUCCAGAGAGCAGCGUUCGUGUGCUUUUCGUCCGGCUCGCCGUUCGCGGCUUCGCACCCGAUCGAGAAGGACGGCGACAACGCGCCGCCUGGAGACGCAGAAGACCCAGCAAGGAGCAACUCUUCCGUUGAAGACAACGCAGAGACCGAACACGUCCUCGAGGUCGUCUGGAAUCCGCCCGUCGCACGGUGUAUCUACGUCCCACAAGCUGUCUAUACCGGGUGUCCGGUUCUCGCGUGCGUGGCCACGGAGCAUGCGAACGAAGACGAGUUUGUGGUUGAGUGGCGCUACGACGACAGCGGCCCGAACGGACCUGUGAUUCACCGAGGACCGCACUACACACCCAAGCCGGCUGACGAAGGCAGAUCUAUCGCUCUCAAAGCCUAUCAUCCUCUCUACAGCGGCUUUACUGCAACGCUCGUCCUCCCGCCGGCGCUCCCGUGCCCGUCACUCGCCUGGCACUGCGAACGCGUCAAGUCCUUCUCGCCUUCCGACUUCCCUCCCUCCUCUUCGCCUUCAUCUUCCAAGUCCUCCUCGUUGUCCUCUUCGCGUUCUUCGUCGAGAGCUUCCAGUCUUCGCGUUUGCAGCUUCAACAUUUUGGCCGGGGCCUAUGCGCGCACGCCGCAUGCAGUGCAGGCCAUGUAUCCUUACUGCAGUGGGCAUCACCUCGACCUGCAUCACCGCAAGGCUCUGCUGGGAAAAGAACUGUGCCUCUUGAAUGCUGACAUCGUGGCGCUGCAGGAGUGUUCGUCGUCGCUGUUCUCCUCCUUCCUCGCGCCGUUGUUCAAGGACGAGUACCAUGCGUUCUUGCAGUGCAAAUUCAAGGCUCGAGUGCAGGAGGGCUGCGCUCUUCUCGUCCGGAAAAACUGCUUUUCGGUCCUCAAGGAAGGGAGUAUGGUCUUCCAGAAAGAGCUCUUGACUGAAGUCCUUCCUCACUUAACAACGGUCAUGCAAUUCGCUGUUUUGAGGCGGCGAGAAACUGAUGAGGCACGAAGCGAGCAGGCGCUGCCCAAGACGCUGAUUGUCGCAAACACUCACCUCUUCUUCCACCCUUAUGCGCGACACAUUCGCGUCCUCCAGCUUUACGUCAUGGCCCACUUCAUCCAGGCUCUUCGGGAGGAGUUUGCGGCGAGCGGCGAGCCUCCGAGUGAACCUUCCAAGUCGCCCGCGGCUUCUUCCCGACUGCCGCCCGUAAUUAUGUGCGGUGACUUCAACUGCCAGCCUGGCACCGGCGGUCUGAAGCUGCUUCAACAGAAGACCGUGCAUGCGCAUCUGGAAGACUGGCGGGACGGCCUGGCUUUCCGCUGGGAAAUGGACGAAGACGCUGGAGCUGAAGACGACCACAGAAGUCGCGAGAAGGAAGAAACAGACAGCGGGAUGAAGAAAGAGAGCAAUCAGGAGACAGCUGUCUCGCUGAGCCUGCCUUCGACGUCGCCGCCUGCCGCCUCAGCCGCCUCUUCUCGUGUGUCAGACGCGGCGCGUGCGGCGACUCCGAAGGAGAAAGGGACGUCGGACGGGCGAGAACAGGACACAGAUCAAGGAGGCGAGGGGGAGCCGGGCGUUGUUUUGCACCCUCCUGGAGGCCUGGACCUUUACGACUGCUACGGAGACGCGCCGUUGGCCUUCUCCAAUUUCGUGGCCGGCUUCCAGGCAACGCUCGACUACAUCUAUGCUUCGUCCGAUUUCAAGGUCGUCGCUUGUCUUCCCGGCGUCGGCGAAGAAGCUGUGCGCGCGCAUGGCGGUUUGCCGUGUCGCGGCUACCCGUCAGACCAUCUAGCGAUUGCCGUCGACCUCCAGCUGCAGUCUUCACACCGCACUGGGCAGUCGGGUGCCGAGGAGGGCCCUGCGGCUCGGUAG
This is a messenger RNA of Neospora caninum, 2238 nucleotides long. RefSeq names its product endonuclease/exonuclease/phosphatase domain-containing protein. Bases 1 to 2238 code for a protein of 745 amino acids. The transcript has 12 exons. Gene Ontology annotation, biological process: nuclear-transcribed mRNA catabolic process, deadenylation-dependent decay. Gene Ontology annotation, molecular function: 3'-5'-RNA exonuclease activity. Gene Ontology annotation, cellular component: mitochondrion. The record is from RefSeq and is a predicted model, not a curated record. NCBI's taxonomy places the organism in Eukaryota, Apicomplexa, Conoidasida, Eucoccidiorida, Sarcocystidae.